CAGUUGAGCUGGAAGUUGAGCAGGGGAGAAGCCUCCCAAGUUGCAGAACAAGAAGCCAUUUGGAGCGGUCCCGAGGGCGACUCGCUCCCCUGCCCAGCACUGGCCUUACACAGUCUGUAGACUGGCUGCGGAUACAGUUAGCACCCUUGAAAAUUUAGGGAUAAGAUGCUUCGAUGUUUCACUGGGACAAUAUGCAUGAACUAGGAUGGAACUUAAAAGAGACAAUUGGAGCUUUUUCCUGAAAUAUUCAGCUGAUGAAUCCCUGGCCAUUUCAGUAAUGUGCUGAUAUUAAUAUUGCUCUGUUGUGGAAAUUUAAACAAUGCAGAGACAAGCUGAUCAAGUGAAACGUCGUUCAAGCACCAAUCCUUCCAUCCGGGUGAGAAAUGUUGAUAUUGCGAGAGGAAGAACUGGAUAUGGAUUUACUCUUUCUGGACAAGCUCCAUGUGUGCUUAGCUGCAUCCUUAAAGGGAGCCCAGCGCACUUUGUUGGGCUUAGAUCUGGUGACCGUAUACUGAUUGUUAAUGACAUUAAUGUCUCUAAAGCCUCUCAUGAAGAUGUAGUGAAAUUGAUAGGGCAGUGCACAGGUGUACUUCGGCUUGUUAUUGCUGAUGGUAAUAAUCACUGUGAUACAGGUUCCAGCGAUGAAGAACUUAAUUUUGGUGAAGACAAAGUGGCAUGGGUGAACAGUAAGACAAAGCCCAAAACAUUGGGGCUAAAUAGAGCUGAAAAGGUUGUGGCUGAUGUACAGUCAGGUGGGAUUUUUAAAAUGCUGUUUGACAAUUCCAGUAGUUCUAGAAAAUGUGGUCGGAACUGUAUACAGCAGCCAAGACAAGGCACUGAAAAAAUCAGCGGGUUUCCUGUCAGUCGCAAAAAUGCAAGGAAGAACCACAAUUCACUUUCUGAAGAUGAAGUGCAGAAGGUAUUGAACGAUGACUCGGUUUUUAUCAAUGAUCUGGAAAACCAAGAUGGAUUUGUUCUAGAUGCUAGCAUUCUAAAUGUUGGAAUGAUUGUAGGCUACUUGGGUUCUAUCGAAUUGCCUUCAACAAGCUCAAAUCUGGAAAAUGAAAGCCUGCAGGCCAUCCGUGGGUGCAUGCGUCGUUUGCGCGCUGAGCAGAAGAUUCAUUCUCUUGUCCUGAUGAAAAUAAUGCAUGAUUGUGUUAAACUGUUUAAUGAUAAACAUAAUAUGCUAGCUUUAUACCCAGCAGAGAAGUUGGCUUUCAGUGCUGUGUGUCCUGAUGACCGACGGUUCUUUGGACUGGUUACGAUGCAGAUGUUUGAUGAUCAGAGCCCAGCUGUUGACUGUGAAGGUGGGCUGAGGACUUCAUGUCAUGUCUUCAUGGUUGAUCCAGAUCUUUGUCAGCACAAAAUUCACCAGGGAAUUUCCAGACGUUUUGGUAUUGAGUGCACACCAGAUCCAGACACCAACGGCUGCUUAGAGUUUCCCCUUUCCUCUCAACCUGUUCUUCAGUUUGUAUCGGUGUUAUACAAGGACAUCGGGGAGUCAUUUGAAAGUGCACGUGCAAGAGCUUUUCUUGACGGAGACUCAUCCGAUGGGCAGCAGAACAAUAGUAUUAGUAGUAACAGUGAUAGUGGAAUUGGAUGCUAUAGUCAUGAGGAAAAGAAUAAUCGAGUUUUAGUUGUUGAUCUAGGGACCAGCUCAAACAAACACGCUCCCAGUGCUGCCUGGGCUAACGUACAAGGUAAAGGACACGUUCAAGGUACUCAGUGGAAUGGUUGUCGUCAGGAUUUAGAGAACAAAUAUCUUGCAUCUCGGCUUUCAGAGUUGCCACAGAAUGAAUGCUCUUUGCAUAAUGGUAAUAGACACCUUAUUCCUUCCCGCCUCGACGUUCCUGGAACAUCUCCACGGUCUGUGUUAAAUUCAGCUAAGAAAUCUGAAGUUAUGAACAGUGCGCCUUGUGGACCUCCUAGAUGGCUGCCCCUUCAUGUCCAUAAAGAUUGGCAGUACUGUAGCAGUAGUGAUCAGGAAUCUUACGCAGAAUCCACAGAUGGAUUAUCUAGUGUCAACUGUAGUACACUGAAGAAAGAUCUUCCCCCUCCAAUGAGCAAGAUUCAGACCGAAAAGUAUAGAGUUGGAAGUGGCUUAAGUCAGCCUUUUCGAAAUGUAGCUCAAAAGAAUGAACUGACAAGUAAAUUGUUUGGUAUGGAAAAAAUGUUCGGGAUACAGCAGAAUAACAAGAAAAGCAAAGAUAACAAGGGUACAAAGUUUUCUGCACUUUCUGUAGGACUCUUACAAGCUGCACAACGUUCUUCUAUCAGGAGAUCAUAUGGAAGAUCAAAGCGUUUUAGUAUAACCCGGUCUUUGGAUGAUUUGGAAACAGCAGCCGUCUCCGAUGGAGAAUUAAAUGGUGCUGAUCUCAAAAAUUACAACAGUGAAAACAGCAUCAACAGCAAUGCCAGUCUUCCUAGUGUCCAAAGCUGCAGGAAGUAUGCAGAACGACAGGUAGCCAGCUGGGCUGUGUCCUUUGAGCGACUCCUGCAAGAUCCUGUUGGCAUCAGAUAUUUCUCAGAGUUUCUGAAGAAAGAAUUUAGUGAAGAAAAUAUCUUAUUCUGGCAGAACUGCGAGUAUUUCAGCCAAAUUCCUCAACAUGACAAGAAACAGCUUUUGUGUCGAGCUCGGGAGAUCUACAACAAUUUCUUGUCCAACAAAGCAGUCACUCCUGUCAAUAUCGACAGCCAGGCACAGUUAGCUGACGAUAUCAUCAAUGCACCACACCCCGAUAUGUUUAAAGAGCAACAAUUGCAGAUUUUCAGCCUGAUGAAGUUUGACAGCUAUACCCGUUUCCUGAAGUCAACAUUAUACCAAGAAUGUAUGUUGGCAGAAGUGGAGGGCCGAGCUUUGCCUGAUCCGCAUCAGAUACCUUGCAGUCCAGCCUCAAAGCACAGUGCCAGUUCGGACCGGUCCAAUGUUUCUUCCCCAAACAAGUCCAGCACAAAGCCGAAAUCAAGCAGGACUCUCAAUAGUGAGCUUGAAGAUGACAAUGGCAAUAAAAAGAAAACGUUUUUUUCCUGGUCGCGAAGGAGCCUGGGACGAACUCAGAAGAGGAAAGAGAAUGGGGACUCACGUGCUGACCUCUCUGCAAGUAAUGGGCUGCCCCCAUGGCAUCGGGAAUCCUUUGGAUCAACAUCUUCAUCCACUAGCACUGAGUUGAUAAUGGUUGGCUGUCCAGGAAAUAACAGACAAGAGUUUGAUUCCAUCAAAGUACCUGUGACAGAGAGAGAAAAAUCUUCAAAACACUGCACUGUGAUUCUUCCUGAUGGUUCCUCGCACACAGUUUCUAUUCAGUCUGGUGUUACUAUUCGGCAACUGUUGACUGAUCUGUGUGAAAAGCUGCAAAUCCAAUUAGCAGCUGUAGACCUCUUUCUGCUUGGAGGUGACAAGCCUCUUGUACUUGAUCAAGACUGCUGCACAUUAAUAUCAAGGGAGAUUCGAAUGGAGAAACGAACACUAUUUCGACUCGACCUUGUUCCUAUAAAUAGAUCAGUUGGUUUAAAGGCCAAACCUACCAAACCGGUGACUGAAGUACUUCGACCUGUGGUGGCCAAGUAUGGCUUGAAUCUCGGUGAAUUAGUAGCCAGAAUUAACGGAGAAUCUGAAGUGUUAGAUCUUGGAGUUCCUAUCUCUAACCUGGAUGGACGCCGUGUUGUUCUUGAUGUUGCAGAUCCUAUUAAGGGGAAAGACAGGCAGAAGAACACAGGAGAGAAAGUCAGCUCUUCCAACAACGUCACACUAAGUCAAGCUGAAAAGAAUGACGGAAGACCCUCUUCGGUGAAAGUGAAAGGAGAGAAUGGAAAACCUUCCAAAGAUGCACAACUUUUUAAGAAAGAAGAAUUAAUUCAAAGGACAAGUAGGAAGAGGCAGCCAAAGUUAAAUAUGGAUGAGGUGGAAGAGUUUUUUGACCUUCUGUCUAAAGCGCAGAGUAACCGAGUAAAUGAUCAGCGUGGACUUCUGAAGAAAGAGGACCUUAUCCUCCCAGAUUUUCUACGUCUGAAGCCAAAAGUAUCUGACCCUGGUUCCUCCACACCUGUGGCAAACAAAGCAAAUGAUAAAAGGAGAGAAGAAAAAAGCCAAAAUUUGCACAAGAGCCCAAUAUCCAGUAAAUCAGAACUUACAGACUCCAGCACAGCUAACUCACCUACAAUUAAUUUGAAUGAAAACUCCAACAGCGUGAAAGUCAAGCCAACUCAUCAGCACGAUAACUGUCAUCGACCUGCGGUAGUGUGUGUGAAGCCAGACUCUAAACAUACUAAUGGUGCCCCUUUCCAAGUGCCGGUCUCUCCCAUUCCACAUGUCAGUGAACAAAGGUGGGAGAAGCACUCUGCAGGUGGGCAGUCAGAAACCGUACAGCCUUAUGAGGACGAGAAUGCACUUGACCUGACUUUGGUGGCAGAAGGUGAUAUCAAUAGCCCAAACAGUACGUUAUUACCGCCCCUACCAACACCACCGUCCACUGUCAGUAAGCUGGAGGUAGCUAACUAUACUCCACCAACUCCAUACACAGAUGGUCAGGAGAACUCUUCACGCUGCAGAUCCACAUCAGAUUCAAGAAAGGAAAGGGGAACGAUUGCAUGGAUGAAGCCUCCUUCUCUUGAGCAGAGCUCCGACACGCAGACACAGACAAGUGUAAACACCUCUGCCUUUGCUGCAAGCACUAACCACACCCAGUGGGAUCUUCCUGUAAGCAAGGUUAUUGACAUCGACGACGCAAAAUCAGGAGAUGCCAAUGGGUCGGAUGGGAACCUGAGUUUUGAAGGAUAUAUUUCUGAACUGAAAUGUUGUCAGGGAAGAAUGCGUACAGGGGUUUAUCAGAUGUCGGAAUUACCAUCGCUGAUUAUGGUAAAAAGUGAAAGGAACAAGACUUUGGAGGCACGACAUAAGGCUACAUUUGUCUGAAUCCUUGACACAAAAAAAUUCACAGUUUAUUACCUUAAAUGCUAUUUGGAAAACUGGGAUUAAAAUUAAUUGUGAACCCCUCAAUAAUUGGUCAUUAAAAUUUAAUCAUCUCCCCCCCCCCAGUGUUAUAUUAAAUAAAUAUCACUGAAAAAUCUUGAGGUAAGAUCUGUUGAUGCUGGAAGAAAAGAGAAAUAUUGAUUCUAAAAUGUAUGAUUGUACUUGGUAGAAAUGGGCAAGUAAAAUAUUCACAUUUUACCUGUAAUUUAAUUACUGCAAGCAGCCAAGACUUUCAUUCGUAAAUGUAUUACAAUAAAUGUGAAAAAUGUUAGAUGUAAAUUUAGUUUGAAUAUAAUUGUGUAAAUCUUUUUCUCUUUGUGUUUGAUUACUUCUGAAAAUCGAGAACAAGAUGGUUUACAUUACUGAAAAUAAUAUCUGAUCUUCAUGAAGGCUGUUUCUAAUGUGUCCCUCUGUGUGUUUCUGUAGAAAGGAGCAGAAAUGUGUUCAUUUCCUGGCAUCUCAGGUUAUCCCUCACUACACGGCUUCAUUACCUAAGGUUUAAUGAAGGAACUAAUAUUUUUUUAUUUUGAGUCGUCCAUCAGGUUCCUUAAACAUGGAUACUGACAAUAUCCAUGUUCUACUGUACAUGGAACCAAUAUUUUUGCGGUACGCACACUUGCCCAGCUCACCUCAGUGAUCACAGAACAUUGCAGCGCAAUACAGGCCCUUCAGCCCACCGUGUGCCGACCUUGUAGUGAAUUCUAAGAUCGAUCUAACCCUUCUCUCCUAUGUAGCCCUCAAUUUUUGUAACAUCCAUGUGCUUAUUGAAGAGUUUCUUAAGUGUCCCUAAUGUAUCUGCUUCUACCACCACCCCUGGCAGGGCAUUCCACACACCCACUAUUCUCUGUGUAAAAACAAAAGUUAUCUCUAACAUUCCCCCUAUACUUUCCUCCAAUUACCUUAAAAUUAUGCCCCCUUGUAUCAGCCAUUUUCACCCUGGGAAAAAGGUCUCUGAUUAUCCACAAUCUAUGCUUCUUAUCAUCUAUCAAGUCACCUCAUCCUUCUUUGCUGUAGAGAGAAUAGCCCUAAGCUCACUCAACUUAUCCUCAUAAGACAUGCAGCCUUAUAAUUCUCAUAAUACAAGCAUCAUCUUGGUAAAUCUCUAAAGCUUCCUCGUCCUUGUUACAAUGAGAUGAUCAGAACUGAAAUCAGUAUUCCAAGUAUGGUCUAACCUGGGUUUUAUAGAGUUGCAACACUACCUCAAUUCAGUGGGGAAAGAUCAAAGAAAGAUUAGAUGUAUUUGUACAUGGAAACAGGCCACAAAAUGCAUCACUUGCAUUGCAUCAAGUCAGCGAGGAUUGUGCCGCCACGUUUUCAGCACCAAGAUAGCAUUGCCUCAACUUACAAAUCGAACCGUACAUCUUUGGAAUGUGGGAAGAAUCCGGAGCACCUGGAGGAAACCCAUGCAAUCACGGAGAGAACAUAUAGACUCCUUACAGAUAACGGCAGGAAUCGAAUCCCAGUCUUGCAGCUGGUGCAGUAAAGUGUUGUUGCAGUAACAGCUAUGCUGCCGUGCUGCCCUUUAAGUGAGCUGUAGUAGUCUCCAACCACUUUAAAUUACUUUAGCACCUCUCUUACAACUGCUGUUAUGAAUUAGUUUCUCAUUAAAGUUUGAUUUCUGGUUCUGCC
Molecule: messenger RNA, 6598 nt
Organism: Hypanus sabinus (Atlantic stingray)
Lineage: Eukaryota; Metazoa; Chordata; Chondrichthyes; Myliobatiformes; Dasyatidae
Gene: rgs12b
Product: regulator of G protein signaling 12b
Exons: 18
Coding region: 320-4912 (1530 amino acids)
Biological process (GO): signal transduction
Molecular function (GO): GTPase activator activity; protein binding
Source: RefSeq, a predicted model, not a curated record